Messenger RNA from Fusarium mangiferae, 2100 nucleotides. RefSeq lists its product as uncharacterized. The coding region runs from base 1 to 2100 and encodes 699 amino acids. The transcript is spliced from 6 exons. The record is from RefSeq and is a predicted model, not a curated record. Gene Ontology annotation, cellular component: intracellular anatomical structure. Lineage: Eukaryota; Fungi; Ascomycota; Sordariomycetes; Hypocreales; Nectriaceae. Gene Ontology annotation, molecular function: RNA binding.
AUGGAUUCCCUUGAGCGCAACAAUACUACAGCUGAGCAAGCUAAAAUGCUUGAGGAUGCACGAGAUCAUCCUCUUCGACCUGGAGUACAACGCCCGGCAGAGUACUUCAGAAUUCUUCAAAGCCGUCGCGAGCUGCCCGUGUCGGCCAUGCGUCAGGAAUUUCUUGACGUUUAUCACAAAAACAAGGUGGUCGUUCUCAUGAGCGAGACUGGGUCCGGCACGACGACACAGGCUCCUCAGUUCGUCUGGUACGACGAGUACGCCAGUGGCAAGGUCGUCGCUUGCACACAGACGCGGCGUCUUGCAGCAAACAGCGCGGCAAGCCGAGUCGCCGAUGAGAUGGGCGUUACCCUUGGUCAGGAAGUCGGAUAUUCUGUGCGCUUCAACGACAAAUCUCGCCCCGACACCCGUCUCAAGUUCAUGACGGAUGGCCUGCUACUCCAAGGGGCCCUCAAAGAUGCCAACUUCUCGGAAUAUUCCUGCAUCAUCAUCGACGAGGCCAAUGAGCGAACCAAGGCGACAGAUAUCCUCAUGGCACUUCUUAAGGCCGCCGUUCAGAAGCGAGACGACCUGAAAGUUGUCAUCAUGUCUAAUGCCAUGGAUGCGGGCAAGUUCGUUCAGUAUUUCGGCGUGAGACAGCCUUUCAACGUGCCUGGACAGUCUCACCCAGUCGAGAUCUACUAUCUUGAAGAGGCAACCCCGGACUGGAUGGUGCAUGCUUUGUAUACCGCAAAGCAUAUUACUGAUGAUAUGCCCCCUGGGGAUAUUCUUCUCUUCGUUCCCACCGUUGCUGGCGUUGUGGAGUGCUGCAAAAAGCUGAACGAAGGGCUCGCCAAUAGGUUGCACGCCUUGCCCCUAUAUGCUGCACUUAAUCGCAGUGAACAAGCCAAAGCCGUGUCUCAGGGCACUACAGAGACUCGCAGAUGUAUCGUGGCUACCAAUGUUGCUGAAACCAGUUUGACCGUUGAUGACAUUGUCUAUGUCAUUGAUACUGGCCUUGAGAUGGAAUCUUCGUACGACCCAAGAGGUGACAUGGAGACUCUCGUCAACGCCGAGAUUUCGCAAGCCGCCGCCAAGCAGCGUGCUGGUCGAGCUGGUCGAACACGACCAGGCGUAUGCUUCCGCCUGUACACAAAGGAGGCACACGAUGAAGAUUUUGCCCCAGACAAAACACCCGAGAUCCAUUCUUCUUCCAUAACCCAAGAGGUUCUUCAGCUCAUGUCCAUGGGCAUUCGCAACGUCGCUAGCUUCGACUUCAUCGACCCCCCUGACACAGAAGUAUAUCUUCGGGCGCUUUACGAGCUCAAUUCCAUGGGAUACAUCGAUGGCCAUGCGAAAAUCACUAGCGUGGGUAAGUUGGCUGUUCAAAUCCCGGUCCACCCCUUGUGGUAUAAUGUCAUUAUCGAGGGACAAAAGCUUGGCUGUGGCUUGGAGAUGGUAGCUUUAGCUGCCCUUGGAUCUACACAGGACCCGGUGUUGUUCUAUCCCCCGGGUAUCGGCGUUGCCAGAAUUGCCCAUAACCGUUUCACCUGCCCGGACUCGGAUCAUAUCACCAAUCUAAACGCCUUGCAUGCGUACGUUCGCACAAAAUUACAGGGCAAUAUGGAUAUGGCACAGUGGUGCUUCGAUGCCUUCGUCGACCAAAGGGUCAUGGAGGAGGUUCUUCAAAUUCGUGAGCAGCUCAAAGCAAAGGUCCAAAGCAUGUUGGUCAUACCGCUUACAUCGGCGCCUUUCGACGAUGGGUUCGAAGACAAGAUUCGGAAGGCUCUAGCACGGAGCUUGUUUACCAACUCCGCUAUCGAAAAGGGCGAAGAUGUCUAUAUGACAAUUCACGAUGCUGUCCCUGCCGUCGUCCCAUUGACCAGUGCUCUCCUCAGACAGGGUUACCAAUGGGUCGUGUUUGACAAACUUAUUGCAUACGGCAGCAGAAUUUAUAUUGAAAAUGUCACAGCUGUCGACCCAGAGUGGCUUGUUGAUCUUCCCUUCUUUCAGGACGACAUGCUCUCGGUCAAGCGCGACGAGGCUCGAACCAUCCGACAGCCUUACGUUAAGGAGUCACUGGAUGCUGCGCGUGCUCGGUUACAAAGCAGCCCCAACUAA